AUGAUGGAGUCAGCACUUACGCAUGUAACUCAGGAUACAAACAGGUUGCUGGGAACACACAGAGAACAUGUUACGGAAAGUUCUGUUUCGACCUGCAAGAUUGACAUUCUGUUCAUUAUAGAGGCUUCCUCAUACACCUCUUCUAUUUAUUCUGAAUUAGUAUCGGUUAUUGGUGAUUUGGUGAGGACUAUGCAAAUUUCAACCAGUAAUAUACAAGUUGGGGUUAUAUCCUAUGAUAAUGCUAUCGACCAAAAUUUCAAGUUUAACGUUUAUACUACAGCGUCGUCGUUGGACACCGCUAUUACGGCAUUAACAAUACCAAGCGCCUCUACAACGACUAACCUGGCCGAGGCAUUACGUGUUGCAUUUUACGAUUUUGUUAAAUUGUCAAAUGGAAACAGAUUUCAAGCAUAUAAAUAUUUUGUUAUUGUUGGUAAAUCAAGCCCUACAUAUCCCGGUGCAGAUAUCGGAAUGAUUAUACGACAGGUGGCAAAAAAUCGGGUGUUCGGAAUCGGUAUUUCCCCAACCACGACUUUAGCAAAUGAUCUUAAGUCCGCCGCUGGAAGUACUGCUAAUUAUGUUCAGGCAACCUCCCCAGCAGACCUAGCUACAAAAUUCAACACCGUUCUUACAAAAAUCGCUGUCUGUACAACGUCUGCUUUUCCAGGUCCUACGUCAGUAGCUUGCAAACUUGACAUAGUUUUCAUCGUUGAAAAUUUUAAUCUUCGCUUCAUAAAAAGAUUUGUGGCUGAGUUAGUCGAGGAUCUACCGAUUUCUUCCACUAGCGUCAGGGUAGGUUUUGUGGUAUUUGAUAACGGAGCAAGAACCGAGUUUGGACUUACUGCUCAUACCAGUUCCGAGGCCGUCAAAAGGGCAGUUGAAGGAAUUUCAGAAACUUCUAGCAGCUAUCAUUAUGUAGAUAAGGGAUUAAUUCAUGCUCGUGACAACGUCUUCACGGUUGCUGGUGGAGAUCGCGCGGAUGCUGUUAACUAUUACGUCUUUAUCGUGGGGCCAUAUUACAGUGAUCCAAUCACAACAGCCAGGAUCAUUAGAAGUAGUGGGGACAAUAUCAUAUUUGGCGUUCAUAUUGGGACAAGUUACGCGACGACUUACAAGGAGACUAUUGGUUCCUGUGGGGAUUACUCUAAAUAUACAAAUAUAAAUUUUUAUAACAACUUAAUAAACAUUAAAAAUACAGUGAAAGGACAACUUACCACCUGUUUUCAGCCUCCAGUAUACACACAAG
Messenger RNA from Saccostrea cuccullata (small rock oyster), 1246 nucleotides. Its product is annotated as collagen alpha-3(VI) chain-like. The transcript has 5 exons. The record is from RefSeq and is a predicted model, not a curated record. The annotation marks the transcript as partial. NCBI's taxonomy places the organism in Eukaryota, Metazoa, Mollusca, Bivalvia, Ostreida, Ostreidae.